UGUCACUCCAGAAAUGCUUAUCUCCUGCUGUUGAUGAAUAAUUUCAAAGUACUAUGGAUCAUGCUGAAGAAAAUGAAAUCCCUGCAGAAACCCAGAGGUACCAUGUGGAAAGGCCCAUCUUCAGCCAUCCAGUCCUCCAGGAGAGACUCCACACAAAGGACAAAGUCUCAGAAUCCAUUGGGGACAAGCUGAAGCAGGCAUUCAUAUGUACUCCUAAAAAAAUAAGAAACAUCAUCUAUAUGUUCUUGCCCAUUACUAAAUGGUUGCCAGCUUACAAAUUCAAGGAGUAUGUGCUGGGAGACUUGGUCUCAGGGAUAAGCACUGGAGUGCUUCAGCUUCCUCAAGGCUUGGCCUUCGCAAUGCUUGCAGCUGUGCCUCCCAUAUUCGGCCUCUAUUCUUCGUUUUAUCCUGUUAUCAUGUAUUGUUUUCUUGGAACCUCCAGACACAUAUCCAUAGGUCCUUUUGCUGUUAUUAGCUUGAUGAUUGGUGGUGUGGCUGUUCGAUUAGUACCUGAUGACAUAGUCAUUCCAGGAGGAGUAAAUACCACCAAUGGUACAGAAGCCAGAGAUGCCCUGAGGGUCAAAGUUGCCAUGUCUGUGACCUUGCUUUCGGGAAUAAUUCAGUUCUGUCUAGGUGUCUGUAGAUUUGGAUUCGUGGCCAUUUACCUCACAGAGCCUCUGGUCCGUGGAUUCACCACUGCAGCGGCUGUACAUGUCUUCACCUCCAUGUUAAAAUACCUGUUCGGGGUUAAAACAAAGCGGUACAGUGGGAUCUUUUCAGUGGUGUAUAGUACAGUUGCUGUGUUGCAGAAUAUUAAAAACCUCAACGUGUGUUCCCUAGGCGUCGGCCUGAUGGUUUUUGGUUUGCUCUUGGGUGGCAAGGAGUUUAAUGAGAGAUUUAAAGAGAAACUGCCAGCACCCAUUCCUUUAGAGUUCUUUGCGGUGGUCAUGGGCACUGGCAUUUCAGCUGGAUUUAACUUGCAAGAAUCAUACAAUGUGGAUGUUGUUGGAACCCUUCCUCUAGGGCUACUCCCUCCAGCCAACCCUGACACCAGCCUCUUCCACCUCGUGUAUGUGGAUGCAAUUGCCAUAGCCAUCGUUGGAUUUUCAGUGACCAUCUCAAUGGCCAAGACCUUGGCAAAUAAACAUGGCUACCAGGUUGAUGGUAAUCAGGUAAAAACCAGCUACACUUUUGUCAUACAGUGGUGUCAUACUUCUACAAUUACCAUGUUCUGGUAUUGAGGACAAAUGAACUAGAUUUCUCUGUCUUGAUAGAAAACCCUUUGUUUGAGUAAUGAAGAUAUUUAAAGCAUACAUUUAUUCCAAAGUGUAACUUGUGUUACUUAUGAGCAGCAGGUAAUUAAGCUCUGAGGAGUGGAGUCUUCCUCCCUUCCUCACUUCAGGAAAAGGAGUUCACCUAGCACAACCAUCUGGCUGACCACUUUUGUGUCCUCCUUGUUCCUGGGAUUGGACUACGGUUUGAUUACUGCUGUCAUCAUUGCUCUGCUGACUGUGAUUUAUAGAACACAGAGUCCGAGCUACAAAGUCCUGGGACAGCUUCCUGACACUGACGUGUACAUUGACAUAGACGCAUACGUGGAGGUGAAAGAAAUUCCUGGAAUAAAGAUAUUCCAAAUAAAUGCUCCAAUUUACUAUGCAAAUAGUGACUUAUACAGCAAUGCAUUAAUAAGAAAGACUGGAGUGAACCCAGCUCUCAUAAUGGGUGCAAGAAGAAAGGCCAUGAGAAAGUAUGCUAAGGAGGUCGGAAAUGCAAAUAUGGCCAACGCGACAGUGGUCAAAGUGGAUGCAGAAGGUACCAAGCCUGAAGAAGAUGGCACUAAGCCUGAGGAGGAGGAUGACGAAGUAAAAUAUCCUCCAAUUGUCAUCAAAAACACAUUUCCCGAAGAACUACAAAGAUUCAUGCCUCCCAGAGAGACUGUCCACACUAUCAUCCUGGAUUUUACACAAGUCAAUUUUAUUGAUUCUGUUGGAGUAAAAACUCUGGCAGGGAUUGUAAAGGAAUACGGAGAUGUCGGUAUUUAUGUAUAUUUAGCAGGAUGCAGUGCACAAGUAGUGAAUGACCUCACUCGGAAUAGGUUUUUUGAAAAUCCUGCCUUACAGGAGCUGUUAUUCUACAGUAUCCAUGACGCAGUCCUAGGCAGCCAGCAUCGAGAGGCACUGGAACAAGAAGCCUCAGCUUCUCCUCCCCAGGAGGACCUGGAGCCCAACACCACUCCCACCACGCCUGAGGCAUAG
Molecule: messenger RNA, 2255 nt
Organism: Dipodomys ordii (Ord's kangaroo rat)
Lineage: Eukaryota; Metazoa; Chordata; Mammalia; Rodentia; Heteromyidae
Gene: Slc26a5
Product: solute carrier family 26 (anion exchanger), member 5
Exons: 15
Biological process (GO): transmembrane transport
Cellular component (GO): membrane
Molecular function (GO): chloride transmembrane transporter activity; bicarbonate transmembrane transporter activity; secondary active sulfate transmembrane transporter activity
Source: RefSeq, a predicted model, not a curated record